This is a messenger RNA of Trichobilharzia regenti, 552 nucleotides long. NCBI's taxonomy places the organism in Eukaryota, Metazoa, Platyhelminthes, Trematoda, Strigeidida, Schistosomatidae. The record is from the annotation of a GenBank genome assembly.
AUGAUGAAGUCUACUUCCAAUGCUGUCCAGCCAUCACAAUCCACCUUGUCAUUAGAUGAUAAAAUAGCUCAAAUCGCUGGCAAUCUAUCGAUCCGUGAUAGUUAUGCAGCUAGUCAAGGUUGUCGAAUAUAUCGUGCUCCAGAUGGGAGUCUAUCCGCCGUGAAUUGGUCUGGUACAAUGCCAUGUGUUGUUCAAACUUCAAACAACAACAAUAAUAGCAGUAAUAGCAGUAGUAAUGCGAAUAACAGCACUAUGUCCAGUGGUCAACAGUUAUCCACACCAAUUCAUCCAUCCCCUUCAAUGAAUCAGAUCAAUAGUAGCUCAUUUAUGGGUGGUGGUACAUCACCAGGAUUUACAAACAAUUUUGUACUGAAUGCUAAUAAUCCAUGGGCGACAGCAAUUGUCCCUCAAUCAUUGCCUCAACAACAUUCUCUAGUAUUCACAAAUCAAAACCAACUAACCAGUACUGCCACUACUCCUCAUAUGCAAUUGAUGAUGAAUGGUGGAGCCAUUCAUAAUGGUCGUUCAACCAAUAAUAAUCCUUUUCUAUGA